This is a messenger RNA of Anoplopoma fimbria (sablefish), 2281 nucleotides long. Its product is annotated as complement C1q-like protein 2. Gene Ontology annotation, molecular function: protein binding. NCBI's taxonomy places the organism in Eukaryota, Metazoa, Chordata, Actinopteri, Perciformes, Anoplopomatidae. The record is from RefSeq and is a predicted model, not a curated record. Bases 73 to 843 code for a protein of 256 amino acids. The transcript is spliced from 2 exons.
AGAAGCCCCGCGGGUUUCCGGUCCUCUCUCUGUCCGAGGAAGUGGUCUCUCGUGGUGGUGACCGCCGUCGCGAUGCUCCUCCUGUCUCUGGCCGUCGCCGUCCCGAUGCUGCUGCUGCGCACCCCGGAGACCUCCGCGCACUACUACGAGAUGAUGGGCACCUGUCGGAUGGUCUGCGACCCGUACACCCCAAAACCGGGAGGCGCCACCGCCAUGGAGGUGAUCCAAAACGUGAACGGCGUCGCUCCGCAGCCGCAAGGGAGCCGAGGGGAGCCGGGGCGACCGGGUAAGCCCGGGUCGAGGGGCCCUCCGGGAGAGCAGGGACCCCCGGGUCCGAGAGGGCCACCGGGGGAGCGCGGCGACGGCAGACUCGCCUUCCCCGCGGUGUCCGGACCCGUCGGGUCUGAGAACGGCGAGGUGGAGGGCGCCAACUCCACCAGCAACAGUUUCAAGAUCGCGUUUUACGUCGGGCUGAAGAACCCGCACGAGGGGUACGAGGUGCUGAAGUUUGACGACGUGAUAACGAACUUGGGGAACCACUACGACGCGAGCACCGGGAAGUUCACCUGCCAUGUGUCCGGGAUCUAUUUCUUCACCUACCAUGUGUUGAUGCGCGGAGGGGACGGGACCAGCAUGUGGGCCGACCUGUGCAAAAACGGACAGGUACGGGCCAGUGCCAUCGCCCAAGACGCAGACCAGAACUACGACUACGCCAGCAACAGCGCAGUGCUGCACUUGGACUCUGGGGACGAGAUCUACGUCAAACUGGACGGCGGCAAGGCGCACGGAGGCAACAACAACAAGUACAGCACCUUCUCCGGAUUCAUCCUGUACCCCGACUAGACAGAACCGCCGCCGCAGCUUUACCUGGACAGUACAUAGAACCGAGAACUGUUCCCAUCAAAAAAGUACAAUGGUCCAAUAUGUUUCUCCUCGUUUGAAGACAUCUCCCGCAAACACAAAGGCUUAUUAUCUGCAACUGUAUGUUCUGUUCAUUGAGUGAGAGCCCCUUUGUAUGUGUGAUUGAUUUGACUUGAGUUCAACUGCUCUACUGUCACCAGAGUGUGUAUCUUACUACCGCAGACCUACAGUUACACCCCCGAACAUGCUCUGAGCUGGGGAGACAUCAUUCUUAAGUUCCUUUGACACAUUUCUAAAAUACUUUAGGGGGAAAAGAGCGUAGCCCCAGUGGCAGCUGCUCACUGUGUGUAUUAAUGGCAUCUCGUAUUUCAGUCUCGAAUGACAACAGACAGAAAGGAAAAAAGAAAUCAAGAAAUCGGGAGAUGCAAUCAACGUCAGAUCAUCUGUUUUGAGAGUCCACCUCAGCCACCAGUGUUCGGACUAAAGUCCCGGUCACACCAGCUUUCAACAUGACGACAUUUCAGGGCACCUUAUUAGCAAAUUCUUCAACUUUAGUCAACUUUGACACCGAGAUUUGCACCACAGACCAACGUUAAACAGAGAGCCGAAGAGUCCAAAGUGGAGGAAGCGUAGUAGUGUCCACUAUUAUUUGACCUCCCUUUGUUGUAGUGUUAACAGUGUCACAAAAGAGAUGUAGUUUGCAUAAAACGACGGGGCAGGACUCAUUUAAAUAAACAGUUAACUCGUCGCCCAUGUUAGUGCCUAAGCUAACAAGCUUGUAACUGACAGUCGGUGAACUUGCUAACUUGUAGCCAAAGCUAUCAAAUGAAGGCUGGGACUUUGUCUUUGACCCCAAGGGAGCUAUGGGGUAUGACACAAGCUCGGAAAGCUACUGUGGCUAACUAGUGCUAGCAUGUUCCAUGCCGGCCAGCAUAUUAGCAGUUAGCUUGCCAGCUACGUUUUCACCACGUCGUGAAGAUUCUACAACCAAAUAUUUUGCGAAGCCGUGCAAUUGUGCUAGUUUCUGGUGCGACCGGGCUUUCACGUGGUAACUAAAAUACUAACACAUGAAUUACCGUCAUUCUCCCGUGUUAUUUAUUUAUUUAUUUAUUUAUUAUCUGCCCGAAAAUAAGCGCAUCAUCAGCAUACAUGGCGCAAUGGGAGCCACAACUUAGACAGGAACUCUGUACAACUGGAUAAGCUGGACAUGUUUUAAAGAGAAACUAACAGCUGAAAUGGUCUGAUGAGGUCAGGGGAACAUAUUCUAAACGCAUUGGACAAGACGCAAUAAUAUCGCCACGGCAAGCCAAAAAUCUUGGUGCUUUGAGUUAUGUUCUGUGUUUCACUAAAUUACCCAGUAAUCCCGCACAAAAGAUACAAAUGGAUGUCUUGCAUCAAUAUGGAAUCGGUUACAUUUUGU